Messenger RNA from Sphenostylis stenocarpa, 945 nucleotides. The record is from the annotation of a GenBank genome assembly. Lineage: Eukaryota; Viridiplantae; Streptophyta; Magnoliopsida; Fabales; Fabaceae.
AUGAUGGAAUGCAAGAGGAUAGGUUUUGCCAUAUGUCUCUCAUCCCUCUUCUCAUUCUCCACCUCCUCAAGCCUUGACAAUGCUGGGAUUGGCGUUUACUGGGGCCAAGACAUUCGCGAAGGCAAGUUGAACACCACGUGCGACACUGGAAAUUAUGCGAUUGUGCUCUUAGCUUACCUCCGCCAAUUCGGCGAUGGCAGAAACCCGUUUUGGGACUUCAUCGGCCACGACGACGGUGUGGUAGCGUCCCAGAUAAAACACUGCCAGGCCAAAGGCGUCAAAGUGUUCCUAUCCAUCGGAGGACCCAUCACGUUUUACGAGUACUCCCUCAACUCCACCGAGGAUGCAAAGCGCUUCGCCAACUACCUCUACACCAGCUUUCUCAGUGGCCGAUUUGGUCCAAUCGGAAGAGUGGAGUUGGACGGCAUAGAGUUCCACAUCAGAGCCACAGAGGAUCACUGGGAUGACCUUGUCAAAGAACUCGACUUUUUCCGACGCACCAAAGGCCGAUACUUUCACUUGGUUGCUGCCCCUCGGUGUCAAAUCCCAGUUCACAAUCUUGGGAAAGCCAUCGCAACCAAACUUUUCGACCACAUCUUCGUUCAGUUCUACAACGACCCCUCUUGUGAAUACAACAUUGAGGACGGCACCAAGCCCUUGUUGGACUCGUGGGACAACUGGGUCAACUUGGUCGCGUCUAAUAACUCGCUGUUCCUGGCCCUGCCAGCGGACUCAAGUGAAGAAGAAAGUGGUUUCGUGGAACCGGAUGUGGUGAAUCUUGAGGUGCUUCCGCAUGUGAAGAAAGCCACCAACUAUGGAGGGGUGAUUCUGUACAACAGAUAUCGUGAUAUUAUAAGGAAUUUCAGCGGCGAGAUACUGCCCAAUGUGCCCAAAUCCUCUUUCUUCUUGAACACAAUGGGUCCUGUCUUUCCCUAUUUUGGGUAA